This is a messenger RNA of Dracunculus medinensis (Guinea worm), 573 nucleotides long. Lineage: Eukaryota; Metazoa; Nematoda; Chromadorea; Rhabditida; Dracunculidae. The record is from the annotation of a GenBank genome assembly.
AAAAUGAGUGGUGUGCCAAUAAUUGCUACGCGAAGACUGCAAAGGGAUUUACUACAUUUGAAAAAGGAACCGAUCCCAUUCGCUCGAGCUCUUCCUCUUUCUUCAAAUAUUCUUGAAUGGCAUUUCGUAAUUGAAGGCGUUCCAUCGACACCUUACGAAGGUGGCUUUUAUCAUGGGAAAUUGCUAUUCCCGCCAGAUUAUCCAUUUAAACCUCCUUCUAUUUAUAUGAUAACUCCAUCAGGAAGGUUUCAAACUAAUACUCGUUUAUGUUUAUCAAUCUCAGACUUCCAUCCUGAUCUGUGGAAUCCAGCCUGGACGGUUUCAUCUAUUAUAAUCGGGAUAGUAUCGUUUAUGAACGAAUCAGCUCCAACGUUAGGUAGUAUAACGACGACUGAAGUCGAAAAACGUGUCUUGGCUAGGCAAUCACGGUCAUUUAAUCUUAAAGAUCGACUCUUUUGCGAGUUAUUUAAUGAUUUAGCGGAAGAAUUUCGGCAACAAUUGAAAGAAGAAAGAAAACUGGGAAAGAAUAUUUAUGCAUUAUUUAUUUUAGGCUCAUUUCAAAUUGGCAGAUGA